CAUCCUGAGUGCGCAGGCGCUAUAGCGCGAACACCGGUGGGGGGAGCGGCGCCCCCCCACGUGCUGCUCCGGGGGAGGCUCGUGCUGGUGGCUGGGCCGGGCGCUCAAGGUCAGGAGGGCCCGAGGCCCCGGACCAUGUCGGCGCCGUCCAUGGAGGAGCGGCAGGCGUGCUGGGGCGCCCGGGACCAGUACUGGAAGUGCCUGGACGAGCACGCGGAGGACGCCGCCGAGUGUCGCCAGAUCCGGCUGACCUUCGAGGCCCGCUGCCCGCAGCAGUGGGUUAAAUAUUUUGACAAGAGAAGAGACUAUUUAAAAUACAAAGAACAGCUUCAAGAAGGACAAUAUCUACCUCCAAAGAAAACUGAAGAGACAGCUACUCACACUUAAGAAACAUAACCAAUGAGAAAAUAACCUCAUGGAAGAGAAAAGCACUGGAAUGGGACAGAAGCUGCUUGAGUGGUGAUCUAAGCUAUCCCUGAAAAUUCAGGCUGCUUUCCUAGAUGCAGUGUCUCACUUAUGCAAAACAGGGGAGGGGGUACAUGUCAUAAAAAUUGGUAUGUAGCUGUUUGUAUUUCCAAAUGUAAAACAAAAAAAAGUUCUUCCUGUGUAAACAUGA
Gavialis gangeticus (Gharial) is the source of this 616-nucleotide messenger RNA. Its product is annotated as cytochrome c oxidase assembly factor 6 homolog. Bases 136 to 387 code for a protein of 83 amino acids. Gene Ontology annotation, biological process: respiratory chain complex IV assembly. The transcript has 2 exons. Gene Ontology annotation, cellular component: mitochondrion; respiratory chain complex IV. The record is from RefSeq and is a predicted model, not a curated record. Lineage: Eukaryota; Metazoa; Chordata; Crocodylia; Gavialidae.